AGUCAGUUGGACGUUGACGUCGCCUGUGCACGCUGAACUUGACCGCCUCGGAAGCUGUGGAGUGAAUUUAAAUGAGCGGUUCGUCUGAGCUCCGCUAGUCCAUGUGUCAGCCCCACCAUGAGCUUCCUGUGUCGCCUGUUAACCAGAGGAUUAUUAACCGCACAGCCGCAGCGGCCGACUGGAGCCGGAGCUCAGUGGUUUUGUAGCGGGGUGUCGCGGCUGGACGCCGCUCAGCGAGACAGCGCUGCUAACUCCACCAGCCCUGUAAGCCUGAGCUAUGACGUGUAUGAUGGUAAAGAGGACGGCAUUCCACUUGUCUUUCUGCACGGCUUAUUCGGGAGCAAAUCAAACUUCCACUCUAUAGCGAAGUCUCUGGUGCAGAGGACAGGCCGAAAGGUGCUGACAGUAGACGCUCGUAACCAUGGCAAUAGCGCACACAGCCCGGGUUUGACGUAUGAGGCAAUGACUAAUGAUCUGAAGCAUCUGCUUAACCAGCUGCACAUUGGAAAGUGUGUUCUCAUCGGGCAUAGCAUGGGUGGCAAAACUGCAAUGGCUACAGCUUUGUCACAGCCCAGUUUGGUGGAGCGUCUCGUCGUGGUAGACAUCAGUCCCGUUCCGACGUCAGCUCGUACCUUUAUGAGAGGCUAUAUCGAGGCUAUGAAGGAGGUGAAGAUACCUAGCAACAUUCCACGCUCAACUGCACGCAGGGUGGCUGAAGAUCAGCUCCGAAAUCAUGUUAAAGAGCACUCAAUCCGGCAUUUCCUCCUCACUAAUCUGGUAGAGCAGAACGGACACUAUGCCUGGAGAAUCAAUUUGGAGGCCAUCUCAAAUCACCUGAUGGACCUCAUGGGUUUCCCCAAGUUUAACACAACCUAUGACGGUCCCACCCUCUUUCUGGGCGGCAGUAACUCUGAAUACCUCAGCUCUGAGGAUUACCCUGAAAUCCAGCGUCUCUUUCCGUGUGCAGAUAUCCAGUACAUCCCUGAUGCCAGUCACUGGCUUCAUGCUGACAAGCCUCUGGAGUUCAUCAGUUCCAUUAUCACAUUCGUGCAGUCCUAGUCCCCUGACUGACUCACUCCCUAGGUUAACCUUGUUUUAAUUUUAUUUUUUAAAGAAAAUUAUUUAUCCAUGGCUGUCUAAUACACAUACAGUACUGUGCAAAAGUAUAAAGCACUCUAAAGAAAUAUAGUAGAAAUGCCUUCAAAAAUAAUGAGUAUCAAAAUAAUUACUACAUUGAGUAGUAAAUUAAAAUAUAUAU
This is a messenger RNA of Pangasianodon hypophthalmus (striped catfish), 1258 nucleotides long. It is a transcript of the gene abhd11, whose product is annotated as abhydrolase domain containing 11. The transcript has 6 exons. Gene Ontology annotation, cellular component: mitochondrion. Lineage: Eukaryota; Metazoa; Chordata; Actinopteri; Siluriformes; Pangasiidae. The record is from RefSeq and is a predicted model, not a curated record. Bases 118 to 1059 code for a protein of 313 amino acids.